GCUUAAAGGUUUGGAGGGGGUCUGUUAAGGGGAACGGACAGCUUCCGGCCAGAGGUCACGGGUGGAGGAGGAAGCUGUGGCUGCCGGCGGUGUGGCACGCGGGCCACUCAGCGCCCGGUUACUGCUGUGGGGCGUUCAGGAUGGGUUUCAUACGUAGUGCCGCAUCGAGUAGUGCCUUCGUCACUCCAGCGAUCUACCCUCAAUCCGUCUCUCUCACCGGCCCACGGAUAGUGUGAUGGGAGCUGAGUUCCUGGAGUGACUCAAGCUGAGCUGAAUGACCGUGUGGAGAGAAAUCAAAUAGGAUUGGAUUGUCCUUUCUCUCCAGUGUCACAGGUUGUCCACAUUUGUACAAGUUCCCGCACAGCUCUCACUGUUACUGCAAAUGUGUGUCCAGUCUGCCUACCUUUCUCCAUCUACCACCUUCACCAACCUUCUAGCCACCGUCAUCUCCAGCCUGGACUGAUGUAGUUCUCCCCACGUCCCCUCUACUAUCUGUUCUCCACGAAGCAGUCAGUGAUCGUUUUGCACUAUGGGGCAAAGCAAGCUUCGAGGAGGGAACCAGACAGCCCUGUUAGUUGUGGCCAGGCCUCAUUCCCUGGAAAUGGCAAACAAGGGGAACAAGAAGCGUCGGCAGUUCUCUCUGGAGGAGAAAAUCAAAGUUGUGGAAGCUGUAGACUCAGGAAACUGAGGAAAGGUGACAGUGGCAAAAGAAUUUGGUAUCACCUCUCUACUGUCUACAUUCUUAAAGGAUCGCACCAAAUUUGAAGAAAAGGUGUGGGAGGCAUCCGUGGGACCCCAGCGGAAAAGGAUGAGGAAUGCUCUUUAUGAUGACAUUGAUAAGGCUGUUUUUGCUUGGUUUCAAGAAAUCCAUGCCAAAAACAUUCUUGUGACUGGUUCUAUCAUUUAGAAAAAAGCACCAAACUUGGCCAACUUGCUUGGCUAUGACAGUUUUCAAGCAAAUGUACGCUGGCUGAACAGAUUUAGAGAUCGCCAUGGAAUUGCUUUGAAAGCAAGCUAUACGGAAGAUAGUGACAGGUUAAUGAAUGGUCUAGGAAUAGAUAAGGUUAAUGAGUGGUAUGCAGGGGAAAUUAUAAAACUGAUUGCCGACUACAACCCAGAUGAUAUCUUUAAUGCUGAUGAGACAGGAGUGUUUUUCCAGCUGCUGCCCCAGCACACGCUUGCUGCUGAAGGAGACCAUUGUAGAGGGGGCAAGAAAGCAAAGCAGUAGUUGACAGCACUCUUUUGUUGCAAUGCCUCGGGGACUGAAAAAAGGAGACCAUUGAUUGUUGGUAGGCCAGCCAGCCCACGCUGCCUCGAGAACAUCCAUUCCCUCCCUUGCGAUUACCAAGCCAACUAGUGGGCUUGGAUGACAAGAGAUCUGUUUAAUGAGUGAGUGAUGCAAGUGGAUGCCAGGAUGAAGAGGGCGGAAUGCCGGGUCCUCUUGCUCAUCGACAACUGCUCUGCUCAUAACAUGCUUCCACGCUUGGAAAGGAUUCAGGUUGGAUAUCUGCCCUCAAACUGUACUGCUGUCCUGCAGCCACUGAAUCUUGGCACAAUUCACACCAUGAAAGUUCUGUACGGGAGCCACCUUCUAAAACAGAUCCUCCUCAAGCUCAGCAGCAGUGAGAGGCAAGAAAAGGUGGACAUCAAGCAGGUCAUUGACAUGAUUGCUGCAGCGUGGUCAGUCACACCAUCCACAGUGGGGAAAUGUUGGCAGAAGGCAGGCAUCAUCCCAAUGGAAUUUGCAGAAUAUGACACAGAAUCAGCAGCCAGUGAACCAGACAUUGCCAUUGAAAAGUUGUGGCACACAGUGGCUAUUGCCACCCGUGUCCCAAAUGAAGUAAAUUUCCAGGGCUUUGUUACUGCAGAUGAUGAUCUCAUUAUCUCCCAGGACACAGACAUCCAGGGCACGGUGGCUGGUGAAAAUACCAGGGAAGCAGGAAGUGAAGAUGAAGGGGAAGUAUCUUUACCAGAGCAACCAAGAGUCACCAUCACAGAAGCCAUAUCAAGUGUACAGAAACAGUUCCUUUCCUCUUGUGUAGGUGUUCCUGAUGCCAUUUUUGGACAAUUAAAUGGCAUAGAUGCAUAUUUAAUGGAAAGAGUGACACAAACCCUUUUUGAUUCCAAAAUUACAGAUUUCCUCCAAACAAAAUAAUGCAGGAAUUUAUUUCAGAAGAUACAGUUUACAAGAAUAAAGUUUUCUUUAUAGGCUGUUGAACCAAUUUAAAGCCAUAUUAUUAUGACAAUAUUCCAGUACUCUGAAAUAGCCAGGAAACUUCCUUGAAUGGGAUUUGGAAAUGGAAUUUGACGUGUGUUGUCUUUUAUUUCCUUUUUCUUUUCUAUUUUUUCCUGUCUCUGGUCCUUGAUUCAAGA
Saimiri boliviensis boliviensis (Bolivian squirrel monkey) is the source of this 2373-nucleotide messenger RNA. Lineage: Eukaryota; Metazoa; Chordata; Mammalia; Primates; Cebidae. The record is from RefSeq and is a predicted model, not a curated record.